GCCAGGUUGUACAUAACAAAGAAGGAGCCAAUUGAAUUGAAGGAAUCAAAGCUAUUUUCCAUUUUUAAAUAUUAUUCCUUCCAUUGAUUUUUUUUUUUUUUUUCCAUUGACUUUUUAAAAUUCAGGGCUCAGAAGAAUUAGUUCUCCUCUCUUUCUCUCUGGUUUUUCACUGUUUGUUUGAUCUUUGUUCCCUCUUAUUAUUGUUUGAUCUUUGUUCCCUGUUAUUGUGAGCGAUCCGUGGGUUUGGAGCCAUGGCAUCGGCUUCUCAAGAUGCCAUGAACAAGAUGCAGGUUCGCCAGAGUUACAGGAAUCUAUGGCAUACAGAUCUCAUGAGCACCAUGCAGGCCGAUCUUCCCUAUUGCUGCUUUGCGCUGUGGUGUGCUCCAUGUGCAUCAUACUUGCUUCGCAAAAGAGCUCUCUACAAUGAUAUGACAAGAUAUGUAUGUUGUGCUGGAUACAUGCCUUGUAGUGGAAGAUGUGGAGAAAGCCGCUGUCCAGAAUUUUGUCUAUGCACUGAGGUCUUCCUUUGUUUUGGGAAUUCUGUAGCCUCAACUCGAUUUCUGUUGCAAGAUGAGUUCAAUAUCCAGACAACACAAUGCGACAACUGCAUUAUUGGAUUUAUGGUAUGCCUCCAACAACUUGCCUGCAUAUUCUCAAUUGUUGCGAUGAUUGUAGGAAGUAGUGAAAUUUCAGAGGCAUCACAGUUGCUGAAUUGUUUGGCAGACUUUGUUUACUGCACGGUUUGCGCAUGUAUGCAGACCCAGCACAAGGUUGAGAUGGAUAAGAGAGAUGGUGUCUUUGGGCCACCAGGCGUGAUGGCUGUGCCCCCAAUGCAACACAUGUCACGUUUAGAUCAGCCUGUUCCUCCACCUGUUGGCUACCCUCCUCCCUACCCUGCACCACAACCCUACCCUGCACAACCAGCCUAUGGCCAGCCUUACGGAUACCCUCCUCCUCAGGGCUACCCACCUGCUGGUUAUCCCAAAUGAUUGUUUGCAUUACAAGCUGGAUUCUUCAAGACCUUCCCAACAAAAGUUUCGGUUGCCUCAUUUUGUUCAGUUUGAAUUUGAGGAAACCGUUUGAUGGUGGUUCUUUGGACACCAAAAUUUCUGCUGGUUUACAUAUUUGUGGUUUCUACAAUGUGGCAGUUAUGAAUGUUCCGAACAUACUCUUGGGACUUGAUCAUGGUUUAGUGAGCAUUAGAAACUUGGGAAUGUGACAGCAAAUGUGCUAGUGUGAGGAUUAUUAUACAGGCUAUAUGUCUAAAGAGUGGACGUUAAGUGUUAUUGCUGCGAACAUGAUGCAUUUAUAUAGUGUUUAUUUGCAUGUCCA
Molecule: messenger RNA, 1332 nt
Organism: Amborella trichopoda
Lineage: Eukaryota; Viridiplantae; Streptophyta; Magnoliopsida; Amborellales; Amborellaceae
Source: RefSeq, a predicted model, not a curated record